AUGGAUGUCACGAAUACAAGUUCGAUCGAAACCGAGGAAUACAGACGAUGGAUCAAACAUCAUGCGUCUUCACAGGACCCUGCAUGGGCGUUUGACGAUGCUGUAAAGCGUCUACAGAUGCCCCCAGCUUCGCGAAAGCUUGAAGCCAGCAAGCUUAAGUUUGACGAAUACAUCAAAGGAUUCCUCUUGAGAUCAUCUGAUUCGGCAACAAAGAACAUUCUAGGGAACACAGCCUCGUGGGAGGAUGUCCUCGUAGAAGCUAAAGCAGUUUGCGAUAGGUACAAGACACAACGGAACAUCUUCGGCUACAAAAACCGGUUGUUUACGACCUCGGCACGUCGUAUUGAGUUUCUGAUAGAGCUCGUACCAAGCGGAGACUAUACUGGUACAAUAUGCGGCGGUCUCAAGCUGAUCUGCAGUGCGGCGAAGCGUCAUCAUGAGCUUGUCGACGUUGUGUUGAAUGCUUUGGCUACCUUGUCACAAGAGAUCGAUGCGACCAAGACCUACGUUCGGCUCUACGCGUGGUCGCCGCUCCUUCGAAGUGCAGUCGAGACACUAUACGUGGCAGUCCUUGUCGCAAUCGAAGCAAUGAUCAAGUGGCUUGAAGGCCUCAUGAAGGACUUUGGCGGCUUCAGGGCAGGACUCAGAUCAAUCUUCGCGGGUGAAAACUACGGUUCCGAACUACGAGACAAGAUAACCACGAGCAUCGACGAGGCUUCGGCCCACUUUGACGAUGCAGUCAGAGAAUGCUUCCAUUUGAAAUUUGAUGGAGUUGCCGAGAAUAUACUCACACUUGGCAAUUCCCUGGAAGAAGUUCAUCAAUUCCAAGGGGAUGAAUCAAACAGGAGGGCUGAGGAAGCUAAGCGACAAGAGAUAGGAUUGCAAAAGUCUUUUGAGGCAAUGAAAUCACUCGAGAAUGUCGUUCAUGGUCUAGCCCGGGACUCUAAGUGGCAAAUGGAAGAGAUCAAAGCCUUGAGGGCUGAAAUCAACCAGCAGUGUCAGGGAAAGCCUCAACAGGUCACAAACCACUAUCACCUAUCCAUCCCCCAAGUCACAGCUUCUCAAUUAUUGUCGGCACUUGGUUUCGGUUUGUUGUCGAACGCUGAGACUCAGGCGGUCUCUGCUAUACAGAGAGAUUCGGAGUUUGUCGUUUUCAUGGGCAAAUCGCUGAAUCCACAAAAUCAAGGCCGUAUCACCUCCGUUACGCAGGACUUCAGAUUUCAACAUUGGUUCAAGUCGAUGAACUCCGAAGUCUUGACCAUUAGCGGCAUGGAACUUGAUGCACUGCACACCGAUCUUGUUUCGCCCUUAAGCUACAUGUGUUCAAUACUUGCCCGGACACUUUCCCGCAUUAAUUGCGCUCGCCCUUUGGCAUUUUUCUGCCGUCUGCACUGCGACCCAGACGGUCCUCUUCCUGGUUCCACUGGUUUAUUGAGGUCAUUGAUCUCACAAAUCGUUCUUUCUUCAUCAGACCAAAUUGAUCUGGGGUUUCUAGCAGAAACAGACCUGCAAACCAUUCGCAGUUAUGAUCUGGAAGUUCUCUGGGGCGUAUUCGAGAAUGUUGUAAACCAGCUGAGGUCCGGAGUUAUCUUCUGUAUGAUUGAUGGCGUGACCUUUCUGCAGAGUGAGUUGCACAUCCGGGGAAUGUAUCUGGUCAUGCAGUGGCUAGGAAUGUUGGUGAAGGACAUACAAGCGCGCAACAGCGGGCUUGUUUUCAAAGUGAUGGCGACGAGUCCAGUUGGGAGUGAGUAUUUCCGCGUGUGGUUCCCUGAUGCCAUAGAGAUUGCCUUGCCUGGAAGCUUUUUGUCUGAUGGGCUGGAACUUGACGAGCACAGGAUGACAUCGUUCGCGCAAGGCUCAUUUUCAUCUGCUUGA
Molecule: messenger RNA, 1875 nt
Organism: Colletotrichum costaricense
Lineage: Eukaryota; Fungi; Ascomycota; Sordariomycetes; Glomerellales; Glomerellaceae
Exons: 5
Coding region: 1-1875 (624 amino acids)
Source: RefSeq, a predicted model, not a curated record